Messenger RNA from Leucoraja erinaceus (little skate), 7444 nucleotides. Its product is annotated as sickle tail protein homolog. The transcript is spliced from 17 exons. Lineage: Eukaryota; Metazoa; Chordata; Chondrichthyes; Rajiformes; Rajidae. Gene Ontology annotation, cellular component: cytoplasm. The coding region runs from base 835 to 5958 and encodes 1707 amino acids. The record is from RefSeq and is a predicted model, not a curated record.
GGUGGAGAGUGUUCUGUUCUGGCUAGAACGAUUGUAAUAAUAGUCAUCAAUGUGCAAUUAUAACCUCUAGCAGAAUCUUUACUGAAUUUAUCUGUUCAGUUGGUAAAAUGAUGCAUUUGCAAUAUUUUUUUUUGGAUGCAAUAUUAUAUUAGAUUCAAAACAGGAUGAUAACUAAUAGUGUGGAUUAUUUAGUCACACUGAACUGUACUAGUUAGUUGUAAGUAAUUCCACUAUUUUGUUAAAAUGCAUGGCUAUCAAGUUCCUUAUUAAACAAAAAGCCUAUUGAAACUCAGUUGAGGAUGAGUCAUUACAUUGUUGUCGGUGAUUGUGCUGCAUUGAAGGUUCCUUUAGUACACCGAGUGGCAUUCCACGCAGGUUUUCUUUCCAUUAAAACCCAAAGUGAUUACAUCAAUAUGUACAGAGUUCACAAAUGCCCUUGUGUUCUCAGAUAUUACAUGCACUGGUACUCCUUGCCAGAGAGAAACAUGUGGAGCAGUGAGAGCUUGUUGGCUGUGUUUUUAAACGAGUUCAGCACUAGAUUUUAGGUGUGGUCUAGCAGCUAUGUUCAGGCUGUAAUCAUAUCAUUCCUCCCUCCACUGUAUCUGUUUGCAUUUACGAUAAGCAGCAGUGGAGUGUUCCCAUCGCCUGAUUUCAGAGGUGAGUUUUCUGCACACUCUCCUCAGCCUAGAUCAAUGUUUUCCGCAAAGGAACAUUCCAGAAUGUAUUUUUGGAAGCUACUCGUUCGCAGCCUGGUUUGAGAGAACAAAUGCUUUGAAAAAGAACAUCUGCAGUCCAUUUAAAAUGAAGAUUUAGUGGAGACGUCGGUUGGUGAAGAUGCAGAGGGAGAUGGUAUACACAAAAGAAGCUCCUCCUUCCUUCCGCCACCAUGGACCUCUUCCUCACGGACCACCAAAUUCUCCACCGAUAACUCAAUCAAUGCCACCUUCACCAUCCAGAAUCCCGUACAAUGGAGGAAGGACCUUACCUAUGCCAGGCAGUGCCACUGUCCCUCGGGACCGGCUGUCCAGCGUGCCACCAUCAAGGUCCAUAUCCCCCAGUCCGAGUGCCAUCUUGGAGAGGAGAGAUGUGAAGCCCGAUGAAGAUAUGAGUGGUAAAAAUAUUCCCCUCUUCCGAAACGAAGGUCUGUACGCUGAUCCUUACAUGUAUCACGAUGGAAGAAUGAGUAUCGCUUCAUCUGGUGCAGGAAUCCCCGGGGAUGUACCCGAUCACAUGCUGUACCAUCGGGCUUCGCUGAGGUCUGGUAACCCAUACCAAAACGCCAGUGGGCAAGCUGACAUGAUGGAACAGCCGAUGUACAGAACGAAGCCCAGGAAAUACUCUGAUGGCUAUGCACCAGCAAUUAGCUCCAAAACACCACCACCUUCUCCUCAGAAGUUAAGUGAAAUGCGCAUGAUUGAUAUACACGGGCAGAGCACUCACAUGGCUCACCUGGCCCAGCUUGACAGAUCAUCUUCCGUACGAAACUCCCUCAGGAAAGACUCUGGGCCAGCGAUGGUCAUGGAAUCCUCAGUGAUCAAGUCGCGCAGCGCUGCUUCCUCGCCUUCCAUUUCUGAUGUGGUGCCGUUUUCAGCUGAUAAGCUAAUGCCAGGCUACGGUGGGGCUGCAGGGACACCAAAUGAUCCAGAGACCAGGGAACGAAUGAAAGCUAUGGAGAAACAGAUUGCUAGUUUGACGGGACUUGUUCAGUCUGCACUGUUCAAGGGAGGCAAUGGUACAAAAGAACUUCCCAGUGAGAAGUUAAAAGGUGUGCCACAAACCAUCAUCAAUGAGAUACAAGGUGUAACAAGUGAAACCUCAGUGGUGAUUCUGGAAUCUUCGGGCGUGGCUGCCCAACCCUCUGCUUCCUGUCAGCAGAAAAUUCAAAGCAACGUGUAUGAUUUACGGAAGAAUAUUCAUGACCUGCGCAUGCAGCUUCAGCAGUUGAGACAAUCACAGCUCACAAACCAAGACACACUCAAAGCAAUGUUCAAGAAAGCAGAGUCUGAAAUAAACGGCAGGGUAAUUGAAGCAGUGAGGAGAACAGAAGACCCUCUGCAGAGACAGCGUAUACUGGUGGAAGAGGAGCGACAGAAUUACUUGGCUGAUGAAGAGAAAAUAAUACAGCAACUCUGUGGGUUGGAGAAAUCCAUAGAUGGGCUGAAUAAGGAUGCCUCAUCUACCCAGCAACUCGUCACCUUGAAGGAUGUGGAGGAAGGGGCCUUUGCACUGCGCCAUGUGGGUGAAUCUCUGGCAGGUCUCAAAGUUGAGUUCCCCACUUUGCAAAAUAAAAUGCGAGCAGUUCUGCGUGUGGAGGUGGAAGCGGUGAAAUUUUUGAAGGAAGAGCCGCACAAGUUGGAGAGUCUACUAAAGAGAGUCAAGAGUAUGACUGAGGUGCUCACAAGUUUACGGAGACAUGUAACUGAAGACCUUUUGAGAGGAGUAGAGUGUCCUCGUCCAUCACAGACAAGCAAUACUGAAACUACUGUCACGGCUGAUGAGACUGAAAUGGCCAAAGAUUCUCCUUUGCGAGUUCAGGAGCCGUCUAAUGCUGCACAAGCUGCUCCACCUCUGAGCCCCUCGGGCACACUCUCCGAGGCUCAGAAUUCCCUGGUGAAAUCGGAGUCACGUUUGGUCGUCCACCAUGUUCAAAGUUCUCCCGUCCUAUUCCACCAAUCUCGCCACUCCUCGGCAUUGCUUCAUUCUACCCCGAGUCCUCUGGUCUUGCCCAAGCAACCCCACAGUGUUCAGCCACAGCUUCAGAUCAUUAGACCAUCUCAGGAGUUGGCGGAUGGAGUAUCUCAGACCCAAAGUGCUGCAGUUCACCAGUUUCAGAGCCCGCCAUCAAAUGCCCAGGCACCUCCUGGUCAGAACCUCUUCUUUGAUGAAAUUCAUGCUGCAACAAGUACCAAAAAAGGCAUUCACCGAAAAAUGACUAUCGAGGCAGCAGAGAAAGAGUGGGAAGAGAAGAGGCUGAACAUGAAUCAGUACGACGAGAAGCAAUUUGAACGACUUUUGGAGGAGGCGCAAGCUAACAUGAUGAAGGGAAUUCCUAGCCUUGAAGUAGAACCGGAUCAGAAAACAACCGUAAAAGCAGAGGAAGUGGACGGGAUCAAACAAUUAGAAGAGGUGCCAAUGUUUGAAGCAGGGAAUGAGAAGCCGAUGAAAUCUCCUCCGCCACCACCACCUCCACGCAGAUCGUACCCACCUGGUUCUGGACUGACCACGACGAGGUCUGGAGAAGUGGUACUUACUGUCAAGAAGGAGAGCAGUCCUGUUACAUCUGAAGAGAACAGCCCAGUGCUGCUCAAAUCUCCAAGAAGUCCCGUGGAUGUAAAGGACCUGACACUGACGGCUGCACCAAUAGCAGCGUCUGCCAUCAAAGAAGAUGAAGAUGAGGGCACCCGGAUAAUGGCUGAGUUACAGGCUUUCCAGAAAUGUUCAGUUAUGGAUGUAAGUUCCAAAUCAGUUGUUGAACAUCCGAAAGUUGAAUUGCAAGCCAGAGAUGUAAGGUCCACAACCUUAUCACCCAAAGAAAAGAAGCAGAAACCAGACACUUUUGGCGAGCAGGUUAUAUGCACAGAGAAUGAACACAAAGUUAUGCUGGAUUCUGAAGUGGUUUCUUGCGAUACAACAAUGGCCUCCAAUGUGUUUGUAUUCCACGAUAUUCAACCAGCUUUUACUGAAAUGGAGCUUCCGCCACAGGAUGAGGUUCCUCUGUAUUCAUCACACCAUAAGGUCACGUCACAAUGCUUAGAUGAUGAAGAAGAGGAAUCUGUGGUUUAUCAGCCGGACGUUACCAUUCAAUCUGUUGAAAAUAAGAAAGAUAUCACUCUAAUGAAAGAGAUUUUGCCAGCAAUAAAGACCGAUGAAUUCACUGUGAUGGGCGACACAAAAAGUGGGCUGCAGGACUUUGACUCGGCAUAUGGCGCAGAGAAGUCAGCUUGUACAAAUAUUUCCACUACUGUGGAGAUUAUUGGACAGAGUGUUCAGCCCAGCCUUAAGAAAUCAAGUCUAGCAAUACCCUUAGUAAGACCCACCGUAGUUCCAGACCAUCACGGCUCAUUUGCCAACAAAUGUGAAUCCCUUGAUUGGGAAAUGGGGAAAGAUCUUAGCAUGGAUUCAACAGACAUGAGUAAACAGAAAGAAAACGUUAGCCAGCCGGUGGUAUUGAGACAGAAGCCCCUCAAAAAUGUAACAUUUAAAUACUUGGAUGACGAAUCUUCAAGCUCGUCUGGUGAAGAUUCCCCAACAAGUGACAACAUCGCGUUCAUGAUUACAAACACUGAGGUCCAGGCUCUAUCCAGUGGGGAAGUUAAUGAAAUUGUAAACAAAGGAGAAUACAUUCAUACUGUAAAUGUAGAUGCAAACCAAGAGAUGACUUCGCGUCAGGAGACGUACCAGGAGUUUGGCCCGGACAACUCGGUGCUCUACAUGGACCGAAAACCAGUCAUCAUCAUCUUUGAUGAGCCAAUGGACAUCCGAUCUGCAUACAAAAGGUUAUCCACAGUGUUUGAAGAAUGUGAUGAAGAGUUGGAAAAGAUGAUGGCUGAAGAAAAAAUAGACGAAGAGAGUGAAGGAUCGGAAACAUCGACCCUUGAAGAAACAUUGGAAGAACCCACAAAUAUUGGUGAUGAAGUACAAUUGAAAAACACGCCCCCCACUGCGGUGUCAACACCCAGCUUGGUGCGCGAUAAGACCAACAGCACCGUACAACUUUGUUCCACUGACGUCAGUGCGCCAAAAGAGAGUAAAUUUGGUGCCGCAGAAGAUGACUCCAAAUCAGAUUGCGUGGAAGGCGGCCCAUUUGCCUACAAGGCAGACACAAAGAAAAGGUUUAAGUUCAAAUUCCCCAAGAAACAGUUUGCAGCUCUGACCCAAGCUAUUAAAACCGGCACAAAGACUGGGAAGAAAACCUUGCAGGUGGUUGUUUAUGAGGAUGAAGAAGAGCCCGAUGGAACAGUGAAACGGCACAAGGAGGCAAAAAGAUUUAACAUUGAACAAUCCAAAAGCAAAGAUGAAGCCCCAGAACCAAGGGAACAUGGUUACACUGACGUGGCAUCCAAUCCAUCUCGAACUGACCAGAUUCGGAAAAAUACUUACAAGACAUUGGACAGUCUUGAGCAAACCAUCAAACAGUUAGAAACGACUAUUAGUGAAAUGAGCCCAAAGAUGUCGGAGGAAAAGUACACCACAUGCCCUUCAAAGAUCUGUGAAUCAUCUCAAGGGCCGGUAUCAGGGGAUGAAAACAAAUCACCAACUGAUUACCUGUUGCAUUCCUCUGCAAAGACCACUCAAACCACCAAGGUCAAACCGCCUCUCCUUCCAAAAAUCUCCACAAAAUCAAGUGAUCAGCAGGGUUCAAGUCUGAUGUCUCCAACCAGCAGAAUGCCUGUCUCUCUGGGAUCAAAGCUACGGCAGCAACAAGGAAGCACAGAAAAGGUGACAAAGCAGAAGCUUCAGGACUCCCAGCGACAGUUUCGACAGGCUAAUGGAAGUGCUAAGAAACCUGGUGGGGAGAGUAAGGCUACUUCCCCUACUUUACCUGCUUCUAAGAUCCCGGCCCCCUCUGCUAGCUCUGGGAAAAGUAGCUCUGUGACUGCUCCCAGCAAUGAAAGCACUAACCAGCCCAGUAAACAUCCCUUACCCACCGCUAAUUCCCUCACUCCAGUUGCAGGACGCAAUUCCCAUGCUCCAACUGUGUCCCAUAUUCCUUCUACCUCUAAUGGCUCGCAUAAGCUUCAUGCUCAUAGCCCUGCCCUAACAGGCAGAGGGCAGCCUCUUUCUUUUCCAAAUGGCAGGCCCUCUUCAUCUUCCUCAUCCUCUGGCCCCCCCCCGGUUUCUCCGACCUCACUGACUCAAGGAGCGAAAAGCAUCCGGACAAUUCAUACCGCUAGUUUUGCAAGCUACAAGCAACAGACCAUCAACCCCAGCAAAUCCACUGUCAAAGAAACGGCAUAGAGGCGUGGUGGAACCCUCCUUCAUCUUUCUUUGUUUUGUUCAACGUUGCAGUAGAUUGCUUUUCAUUUCAUUAUGAUUUUUAUAAAGUUCCUCACAUAAUGUGCAUUCAGCAUAGCCAGAAUUAACAGAUUGCUGUUGACCUACAAACACUGAAUUCCUUGUUUUUGAUGCAAAUGUGAAGUAACUUGCCUGUAAAUAAUUAUUCUAGUGAAGCCGAUUGAAAAUCAGCUGAUAUAAUAAAUACAAGAUUGGGUGUUGAGGUAUAAUGACCGUAGUAGCAAAGACAUUCACUCGCUGGCAACAUUUUUUCAAGCACAUUGUUUUUAUACAGAGUAUAUUUUCACAUUGUGCAGUUGGCAUUGCUUUAACUAUUGUAAAGUUUGAAUAAUAGACACUGGGAUAUUGAUUUUAAAACUAACAUAAAUUAUUCCAUACCAAAAUAUCACAGUACAGGGGGGAAAGCUGGGGAACUGUAAUAGAAAUAUGAAUAUAAGGUCAAAAGGUAAAACAUUAACUAAGUAACUGCACACAGUUUGCACUGAAUUAGGUUUUCUUCAGUAUAUUUGACAUUAGAUUGCUAUAGUAAGAAUAUGACAUAAAUGCUUUAUUUAAUGCUUGUUUUUUAAUUCUAGCAAGUGGGUUUUCCCUGCAGCUAAUAAUGCUAACUCAUGGACAGCUAGCUACCUGUAGCUUAAGGAGAUGAUCUGUUGCAUUUUCAUUGACCAUAGCUCGCUACAUAUUUCAUUAAAGCAAUCAAUUAAGUCUCCUUUUCCACAAUUAGGAGUUUAUAAAUAAUAAUGCUUCACAAGAUGACGAAAAGGGACAUGAUAAUGCUGAUCAAAUACAUUGUUUGGAUGAGUGCAAGACUUAUGUAAUGUUGUAGAUAUACUAUUUGUGUUGUACUGCCAUUCUCUCAAUAAUAAAAAUAUAAGUAUUGCUUUUUUGGAGUGAUUGAUGAAAUGCUGUUUCCUAUUUUGCAUCAGUUUUUAUGUAAAACUGACUAUUCUCUCUAAUUGCUGCAAGCUUUAUUUGUACUUCAAUUUAAUAGUUUAAUAGACAUAGUUACACAAUUGUUUGAAACUUUUUUUUGCCUAGAUUCAUAAAAGUGAAUGCUAGUCGUAGCUACAUUAAACAUUUUUUUAACCUAUAUUAAGAGACUUGUAAAACUCGCAAACCUAUAUGUUUUGUGUGUAUAUGAAGUUAUACACAAUAUCUGCUUAUAAAUCUGCAGGGAUGCUUAUAGUUUUCACUCUAGUACCAAAGUUUGUGUAUUCGCAUGUCUUUUUAUUAUAAGAUAUAUUUUAAGAAUCAGAUGGGAAUAUGUGAUCUAUAAGAUGGGGCAUGUUUGCACAUCCAGAGGUUUUUUUUUGUACAUAGGUUUGUUAUUUGUAAAACAUAUUAUAUUGUACAAGACUGCAUUGUGGUGAACUGCACACUCUAGCCAUGUGAAGAAGCAAUGAAAUAAAGGGCCGCAUGCUUGUAGUUC